Equus caballus (horse) is the source of this 1225-nucleotide messenger RNA. The record is from RefSeq and is a predicted model, not a curated record. Lineage: Eukaryota; Metazoa; Chordata; Mammalia; Perissodactyla; Equidae.
AUGGAUGAAGCCAAUCUCUCUGUUGUGUCUGAGUUUGUGUUCGUGGGACUCUCCAACUCCUGGGAGAUCCAGCUCUUCCUCUUCCUCUUUUCCUCUGUGUUCUAUGUGGCAAGCCUGAUGGGAAACCUCCUCAUUGUGCUAACUGUGACCUCCGACCCUCAUUUACAGACCCCCAUGUACUUCCUGCUGGCCAACCUUUCCAUCAUGGAUUUGAUAUUUUGCUCUUCCACGCCUCCCAAGAUGAUUUAUGAUCUUUUAAGGAAGCACAAAACCAUCUCUUUUUGGGGCUGUAUAGUUCAGAUAUUCUUUACCCACACAAGUGGGGGCACUGAGAUAGUGCUGCUCAUCACCAUGGCCUUUGACAGAUACAUUGCCAUAUGUAAGCCUCUUCACUACCUGACCAUCAUGAGCCCACGAAGGUGCAUUAUAUUUUUAGUCACUUCCUGGGUUAUUGGUCUUAUUCAUUCAGUGACUCAAUUGGUUUUUGUUGUAGACUUGCCUUUCUGUGGCCCUAAUGAACUAGACAGCUUUGUUUGUGACCUUCCUCGAUUUGUGAAACUUGCUUGCACAGAAACAUACACACUGGAAUUCAUGGUUACUGCCAAUAGUGGCCUUAUUUCUGUGGCCUCCUUUUUAAUUCUGAUCAUCUCUUAUAUCUUUAUUUUGGCUACUGUUCAGAAAAAAUCUUCAGGUGGUAUAUCCAAAGCCCUCUCCACUCUGUCAGCUCAUGUCACUGUGGUUGUUUUGUUCUUUGGGCCAUUAAUCUUUUUCUAUGUGUGGCCAUUUCCCACAUCACAUUUGGAUAAAUUCCUUGCCAUCUUUAAUUCAGUUAUCACUCCUUUUCUAAAUCCAGUCAUCUACACUUUUAGGAAUAAAGAGAUGAAAGUGGCAAUGAGAAAACUAUGCACUCAGGUCAUCAAUUACAGUAAAAUCUCUUAGAUAUACAGAGGAUGUAUAAAAAAGAAAAAGUAUACCAGAAUUUCAGAUGGAUAUGUACUGAAUAAGGUAGUUAAAUUUAACCAGAAUGUCACUAUAUACUAAUAUUUGUUGUAUCCUAUUUUUUUUCCCUCUUCUAAUUGAAUUGUGAUAUCAAUCUCUGGACUCUGCUUAUAGAAGAGACUUAAAGACUAAAGGUCGUGGCUUUCUUAUCUCACCAGUGGUCUUACAUCAAUACAGUGCCAAAUAGAACUGGUAUAAAUGUUAAACGACCCCUUUUGAAUAUCAA